Molecule: messenger RNA, 1558 nt
Organism: Castor canadensis (American beaver)
Lineage: Eukaryota; Metazoa; Chordata; Mammalia; Rodentia; Castoridae
Gene: Dlk1
Product: delta like non-canonical Notch ligand 1
Biological process (GO): heterophilic cell-cell adhesion; establishment or maintenance of epithelial cell apical/basal polarity
Cellular component (GO): plasma membrane; protein-containing complex
Molecular function (GO): calcium ion binding
Source: RefSeq, a predicted model, not a curated record
UCGGCGGCGGCGGUGGAGAGCAGUGCGCAGCCCGGUGCAGCCCUGGCUUUCCCCUCGCCGCGCGCCCGCGCCCCCUUCAGCGUCCGCAACCAGAAGCCCAGCGCAGCUCCAGGAGCCGGAUCUGCGCCCGCGCCGCUCCCGGGACCGCGACCCCGGCCGCCCCGCGAUGACCGCGACCGAAGCCCUCCUGCGCGUCCUCUUGCUCCUGCUGGCUACCGGCCACAGCACUCAUGGAGCUGAAUGCUUCCCGGCCUGCGACCCUAAAAAUGGAUUCUGUGAGGAUGACAAUGUUUGCAGGUGCCAGCCUGGUUGGCAGGGUCCCCUGUGUGACCAGUGUGUGACCUCUCCUGGCUGCGUUAAUGGACUCUGCGAAGAACCCUGGCAGUGCAUUUGCAAGGACGGCUGGGAUGGGAAACUCUGCGACAUAGGUGUCCAGGCUUGCACCUCAACCCCCUGUGCCAACAACGGAACCUGCAUGAACCUCAGUGAUGGUGACUAUGAGUGCUCCUGCAUCCCUGGGUACUCUGGAAAGGACUGCCAGAAAAAGGAUGGGCCCUGUGUGAUCAAUGGUUCUCCCUGCCAGCAUGGAGGCACCUGCGUGGAUGACGAGGGCCAGGCUUCCCACGCCUCCUGCUUGUGCCCCCCUGGCUUCUCAGGCAACUUCUGCGAGAUCGUGGCCAACAGCUGCACCCCCAACCCGUGUGAGAAUGCCGGGGUCUGCACCGACAUCGGGGGCGACUUCCGCUGCCGCUGCCCAGCUGGCUUCAUCGACAAGACUUGCAGCCGCUCCGUGACCAACUGUGCCAGCAGCCCAUGCCAGAACGGGGGCACCUGCCUGCAGCACACCCAGGUGAGCUACGAGUGUCUGUGCAAGCCCCCGUUCACGGGUCCCACCUGCGUGAAGAAGCGUGGGGCGAGCCCCCCGCAGGUCACCCACCUGCCCAGCAGCUACGGGCUCACCUACCGCUUGACCCCCGGGGUGCACGAGCUGCCAGUGCCGCAGCCCGAGCACCGCAUCCUCAAGGUAUCCAUGAAAGAGCUCAACAAGAGUACCCCUCUCCUCACCGAGGGCCAGGCCAUCUGCUUCACCAUCCUCGGCGUGCUCACCAGCCUGGUGGUGCUGGGCACCGUGGGCAUCGUCUUUCUCAACAAGUGUGAGGCCUGGGUGUCCAACCUGCGCUACAACCACAUGCUACGCAAGAAGAAGAACCUGCUGCUUCAGUACAACAGUGGCGAGGAGCUGGCGGUCAACAUCAUCUUCCCGGAGAAGAUCGACAUGACCACCUUCAGCAAGGAGGCUGGCGAGGAGGAGAUCUAGGCAGCGUUCCCAUGGGCCCCUCUAUAUUCUCGGGGUUCCGCAGAGCUCACUAUACGCGGUCUGUGCUAAUCUUUGUGGUGGAGCUUGCUAUCUUUUGUGUUGAAUCUGGUGAACGCUAUGCUUACAUAUAUUGUCUUUGUGUUGCUGUGUGACAAACGCUAUGCUAAAAGAAUCCUCUUUCUCUCUUAUUAAUGCAUGAUCACAAAUAACAAUGAGAAUAAUAAGAAUUUCAUCUUUAAA